AUGGCUAAUACGUAUAUUGUUAUUGCUGCAUCGAUUUUGUUCUGCAUUGGAUUAAUUGGAAAUUCUAUCACCGUGUGUUUUGUUGCUGUAUCCAAACGGCUGCAUACUCCAACAUACGUCCUGAUUGGAUGCCUAGCAGUGUCUGACGUACUCGCCUCCGUGACGCGAUAUGUUCAGAUAUUUUACAGAUAUAUUUUUAAAGAAUAUUCACAUUUACGUAUAUAUGGGAUAUUCACCUUUUUAUUUCUUCACUCGGCAUUUUUCCAUAUGGUGUUAGUAUCAUAUGUACGUUUUGUUUUCAUUACAAAUCCUCUUCGCAGUUUGACUCUGACUUGUAAACGAAUUUUGUGGAUGUCUUUAGCCGUUAGGAUAAGCUCUAUUGUCGUUUCCAUCGGAUACGGAGCGGUUAUAGUGCUAAAAAUAAUGAACAUAAUAUCUUUGGAAACAGCAGAUUUAGCUGAGGUUGGGUUUGUCAUGUAUGUUUGUGGAUUACCAUUUAUUAUUGUAGUAGUUUUCAAUGUUCGAAAGCUGUAUUAUCUGUAUAACCAAACAGCUAAUGUACGACGAACCAGAAUAACAAACUCGAUGUCGUUGAUGUUUUGGAUUAUUAUCAUGAUUUAUCUCCUUAGCACAAUAUAUCCUUUAUUCUACAUAAUCGACUAUGCAGUGUUAAAAGAAAGGUCACUUCUAAAUAGAAGAUUAGACUUUGUUCAUAAUAUGUUUUCUUUUUCAUUGCUUGUUUAUAAUUGUUUGAAUCCUUUGAUAUAUUUCAUGUUUUCACCUCCUGUCUUAAGACUUCUCUCCCGAUUAAGAAAAUGUUGUAAUCAUGGCACAGAUCCACGCAUAAGCAAUCCUAGGUCUUGUUCACAAGUGGAAUAGCAUGGUAAAGCAUUUUGUCCUUUACAAUUUGACGUAAUUUCUUGCUAUUGUGAUUUCCGAAAUCAAAUAAAAUCGUUUUUGUUCUACAUUAAGACUGGUGAUAUUUUAAGAUUGUUAAAUUCUGUG
Magallana angulata is the source of this 1005-nucleotide messenger RNA. RefSeq names its product olfactory receptor 2T1-like. The coding region runs from base 1 to 879 and encodes 292 amino acids. Gene Ontology annotation, molecular function: trace-amine receptor activity. Lineage: Eukaryota; Metazoa; Mollusca; Bivalvia; Ostreida; Ostreidae. The record is from RefSeq and is a predicted model, not a curated record. The transcript has a single exon. Gene Ontology annotation, biological process: G protein-coupled receptor signaling pathway. Gene Ontology annotation, cellular component: membrane.